Molecule: messenger RNA, 1110 nt
Organism: Megalops cyprinoides (Indo-Pacific tarpon)
Lineage: Eukaryota; Metazoa; Chordata; Actinopteri; Elopiformes; Megalopidae
Gene: nsa2
Product: NSA2 ribosome biogenesis homolog (S. cerevisiae)
Exons: 6
Coding region: 138-920 (260 amino acids)
Biological process (GO): maturation of 5.8S rRNA; maturation of LSU-rRNA
Cellular component (GO): nucleolus; preribosome, large subunit precursor
Source: RefSeq, a predicted model, not a curated record
AGUCCGGGCUGGGAAAAAAACAACAUCAGGAAUCCCAGGCCUUAAGUAAAAAGCAAUAAAAGAAGUCAAAUUUCGAAACAAUCCCUACCCAAUUUGUUACGUUUUAUUAUCGGAAUAACUGACCUGCACAAACCAACAUGCCUCAGAACGAGCACAUCGAGUUACACCGUAAACGGCAUGGCUACCGCCUGGACCAUCAUGAGAAGAAGAGGAAGAAGGAGGGUCGUGAAGCCCAUGAGCGUUCACACAAAGCCAGGAAGAUGAUCGGUCUUAAGGCCAAACUUUACCACAAGCAGAGGCACGCAGAGAAGAUACAGAUGAAGAAGACCAUCAAAAUGCACGAGCAGAGGAAGACAAAGCAGAAGAAUGACGAGAAGACCCCCCAGGGAGCCGUGCCAGCAUACCUGCUGGACCGAGAGGGCCAGUCCCGGGCCAAGGUCCUCUCCAACAUGAUCAAGCAGAAGAGGAAAGAGAAAGCUGGUAAAUGGGAAGUGCCGCUGCCGAAGGUCCGAGCCCAGGGGGAGACGGAGGUCCUCAAAGUCAUCCGCACGGGGAAGAGGCAGAAGAAGGCAUGGAAGAGGAUGGUUACCAAAGUCUGCUUCGUGGGAGACGGAUUCACCCGCAAGCCGCCCAAAUACGAAAGAUUCAUCAGACCCAUGGGUUUACGUUUCAAGAAGGCUCACGUAACACACCCGGAGCUGAAGGCAACAUUUUGCCUGCCCAUUUUGGGCGUGAAGAAGAACCCAUCGUCGCCUCUGUACACCACCCUGGGGGUGAUCACAAAGGGCACGGUCUUGGAGGUGAACGUCAGCGAGUUGGGCCUGGUCACGCAGGGUGGCAAGGUCAUCUGGGGUAAAUAUGCACAAGUGACAAACAACCCAGAAAACGACGGCUGCAUUAACGCGGUUUUGCUUGUGUAAAUGAACUCUUGAUGAACUGUGCCAGGCGUACAGAGGCAAGGACUGGGUUUGACAUUGAACAGGACUUCAUGGUCAUCACCAUGUUGUGUGGACCACUACAGCUCUUAACAUCUGACAUGGAAUAUGUCACCAUGCUUUGACUAAGCAGUUAUUGCUGAGGAUAUGGAGGAAAUAAAGUUCUUUUUCCACA